UUUAGUGAACAUGUCUCCUCUGGAAGGCGAUUUAGGCAUGGAGCAUGUCGUGGAUAUAGCAUGCGGGAAUGGCCAUUCCAUCGCUCUGACUGAAUCUGGCGAGGUGUACACUUGGGUACGUUAUUACAAACCAGAGAAUAACAUUACUAACAUAACUCAUGACGUACCUGUGGAAGUGAACUCCAUUUUGGCUAAGAAGAAAGUUGUCCAUAUCUCCUGUGGUGCGUACUUUACCAUGGUAGUAGUCGAAAAUGGUGAAGUGUAUAGUUGGGGCUUUAACGAUGCUGGCCAGUUGGGGAUAGGUAAUUGUGAGCGCCAAAGGACGCCGCAGCUGGUUGGUUCACUGAGAGGCAUUGUGAUAG
This is a messenger RNA of Mycetomoellerius zeteki, 362 nucleotides long. Its product is annotated as RCC1 and BTB domain-containing protein 2. NCBI's taxonomy places the organism in Eukaryota, Metazoa, Arthropoda, Insecta, Hymenoptera, Formicidae. The transcript is spliced from 2 exons. The record is from RefSeq and is a predicted model, not a curated record. The annotation marks the transcript as partial.